AUCCCAUAAACAGGUCAUAGACUUUGCAUCUUUACUUUGCUAUUUCUCAGUUCAGCAAUCAAAAAUCCUGUUUACAUCUGGGAUUGUUGAUCUAAGAGGAAGCAAUUGAAAGCAAUUAUUUAGAUAACAAAAUGACUGAGGGGCAGGGAAUUCAGAUUCCAAGAGUUGAAAUUGGAACCCAAGGUUUUGAGGUAUCAAAGUUGGGGUUUGGAUGCAUGGGGCUGAGCUGGAUCAACUCCCCUGAGGCUGAAAAGGAAGGAAUCUCACUAAUAAAAGAUGCCUUCAGUAAAGGGAUCACCUUCUUUGACACAUCUGAUAUAUAUGGAACUGAUCAUUACAGUGAAAUUCUUGUUGGCAAGGCCUUGAAGCAGUUGCCAAGAGAAAAAGUUCAGAUAGCCACAAAGUUUGGUGUUGUAAGCUUGGGACCGCCUCGUCUGGUAGUAAGGGGUGACCCUCAGUAUGUCAGGGUAUGCUGUGAGUCUAGCUUGAAGCGUCUUGGCGUCGACUACAUCGAUCUCUACUAUCAGCACCGGGUGGAUCAAUCGGUGCCUAUAGAGGAUACUAUGGGUGAGCUGAAGAAACUGGUGGAAGAAGGAAAGAUAAAGUACAUAGGAUUAUCUGAAGCAAGCCCAGACACAAUAAGGAGGGCACAUGCAGUUCAUCCCAUCACAGCUAUACAAAUGGAGUGGUCUCUUUGGACUCGUGAUAUUGAGGAAGAGAUUGUUCCACUUUGCAGGGAGCGUGGGAUUGGAAUUGUUCCAUAUAGUCCUCUUGGCCGUGGUUUUUUUGCUGGCAAAGCAGUUUUGGAAAAUUUGGACUCUAAAGUUCAUGCGGCCGCACAUCCUCGGAUGACGGGAGAGAACUUGGAGAAGAACAAACACAUUUACCAUAGAGUAGAAAGCCUUGCUAAGAAACAUGAAUGCUCCCCUGCUCAACUAGCCCUCUCAUGGGUUCUCCACAGAGGAAAUGAUGUUGUUCCUAUCCCUGGGACAACAAAAAUUAAAAACCUGGAUACAAACAUUGGCUCCGUAGCGCUGAAACUCAGGGAAGAGGACCUGAAAGAAAUUUCUGAUGCUGUUCCUCUCGACCAAGUAGCUGGUGAGAAAACUUACGAACACGCAAGUCAUGUGCAAUGGAAAUUUGCCAACACUCCUCAAAGGAAUCCAAAUUAGUCUGACUGAUCAAUCGAGCUUACAAGGACUAAUUGCCUGCUACAGUAUUAAUUAAUUUUGUAAUACUCAGGCAGCAAAUGAAAUGUAACUUGAUCCGUAAUUGGUUUAAGUUUUCCAAGUCUUGAAUUUGAAACAAAUAAACUCACAGCAGCAAAUUCAAGUUUGUCACCCACUUAGAAGCAUUGUUUGGAUGAUAUAGUAUUAAUUAAUUUUGUAA
Messenger RNA from Prunus dulcis (almond), 1389 nucleotides. RefSeq names its product probable aldo-keto reductase 1. The record is from RefSeq and is a predicted model, not a curated record. Bases 132 to 1172 code for a protein of 346 amino acids. Lineage: Eukaryota; Viridiplantae; Streptophyta; Magnoliopsida; Rosales; Rosaceae. The transcript is spliced from 7 exons. Gene Ontology annotation, cellular component: cytoplasm.